Octopus bimaculoides (California two-spot octopus) is the source of this 6530-nucleotide messenger RNA. RefSeq names its product serine/threonine-protein kinase Kist. Gene Ontology annotation, biological process: regulation of protein export from nucleus; positive regulation of translational initiation; peptidyl-serine phosphorylation. Lineage: Eukaryota; Metazoa; Mollusca; Cephalopoda; Octopoda; Octopodidae. The record is from RefSeq and is a predicted model, not a curated record. Gene Ontology annotation, molecular function: ribonucleoprotein complex binding; protein serine/threonine kinase activity; RNA binding. Gene Ontology annotation, cellular component: nucleus; neuronal ribonucleoprotein granule.
AUUGCUCAGUAUGUAAAUGUCUUAAGACCAGGGCCAGUUUUAAGCCAAUUUGACAGGUUCGUUCAAAUUGAGCCCCGCACACACACUCAAGUGGAGAACGCUAUGAUGAAUUAAAUAUUUCCUAAUGUUUUUACUGCUUUGAGGAUUUACUUAACUAAUGCUCGUAACAGUCCCAGUCCGAUCAGGCGAAAGAAGUUUUUCAAAACUAAAACUGAUUAAAACAUAUCUACAAUUAACAAUUUCACAAGACAGACUAAAUAAUUUGGCGAUGCUAUCUAGAAAAUGACAUUACAAAAACCAUUGACAUUGAAAUGAUUUUACAAGUCUUCUCGACUAAAAUAUCCAGAAAAGCCUGUUUUUUAGGUCUGUUCAUUAAUAGUACGUCAGCAAUUAUUUUGACUUGCAAUAAAACUUAAAAACUUUCAUAUGAACUUCCAAUUUUUAAUAUAUCAUUGUGGCUAAUGGUGGAACCUGAAGCCCUCAGUGCCUUUUGGUUGAGACUGACGUACUAUACGAAGCAUAAAACAUCAAUCUUCAGUUUUGUAGAGGGCCUCACAAUUCACUAAUUGGGUCCCGCACUUCCUUGCACCGGCCCUGCUUCAGACCACUGUACUUAAUACUACGAAAUAUUUCUUUCCCAGCGAAUUGUCUUAACAUUACAUCGAGUUACAGAAGACAAAAUUUUGCACUGCCUGUUAUCUUAGAUGGUCGCAUGAAUGGCGACUGAACUCCAAUUGGAGUGCUCGUACUUGAGUAUUCCUUCAGCAGGGGGCAGCUUCAUCGAAGAAACUGGCGAAUGUUAUUUCUAUUCCCGGCUUACCUUAUCGCACAGCAUAUAUUCUGCAUUGACACAGCGAUCAACUGUUCCAUUUAUCUUGCGGCAACUUUUGGUGGCUGAUGUCUCAUAUUGAUACUGGUGAUAUCAUCAAUGGAUCCAAAGGCCAGAGAUGGAAGUUGCUACAACAGCUGGGGCUAGGAAAAUGCUGCAAUGUUUAUAAAGCCGUUCUUCUAGAUGGAGAUUGUCAGGCUGCUGUGAAAGUUUACAAGAAAGGUUUGCAGUAUGAAGGAGCUCAGCAACGUGAACAACUUUUACUACAAAUUGUUUUACAAAAGCAGGGAUUAUGCAAACAACUUGUUGAAGUAAUUGACAGUUUUCAAAUAAAUGGUCAUAGUAUAUUGGUUGAAGAACUGCUGGAGUUGAAUCUUUACCAAAUAAAAUGUUUAACAGAGUUGAAAACGUUCUCAUUUUACAUGAUACAAAUGUUUAUAAAAGAUGUUUUGAUAUCUCUAAAUGCAAUUCACACCAAUGGAUUUGUACAUGGUGACUUGAAACCUUGCAAUUUGAUGUGGAGUGCACAGAAUGGAUGUAUGAAACUCAUAGAUUUUGGACUUAGUUUUCACAUUAGUGAUGAGGAUGUUUGUCAAAUUCAAUCCCCCAGCUAUCGAGCUCCAGAAGUUGUUAUGUAUAACAAAGGCAAAAGAGAUAUUAAACUGACUCAAGCAGUAGAUUUGUGGAGUUUAGGGUGCUUACUCAUCUGGAUGUUCACAGGUCAAAAGAUGUUCCAGAAAAAGCCAGCUGGUCCCUGUAAUAAUUGUAGUUUGCAGAAGAGAAAUGUGGAAAACUGUGAAUAUGGCAUUUUAGCACAACAAAUGAUUGAUGAUAAAAUUUCAGAAGAACCAUUGCGUAGUUCAGAAAUGGGAUCUGCUUGUCUAACCUUCCGAAAAUUAGUGUCUCGUGUGAUAACAUGUAAAGGCUGUGAACGUUUAACAAGUCAGACUGCACAAAAUCAUCCUUUCUUUUCAAUUCCAUUUGAGCCUUCUUUCUGUGAUAUGCUACUACUGCCAACAGUUGUUAUCAGGAUACUGAACAGUAUAGAUGUAAAUGAAACAGACACUCAUGCAGCCAUCAAAGAAGAAUUAACCAGUAGAUGCUGUAAAUUUGGAAAGUUGGUUAAAUGUGUUCUUCCAACUGAAGGCAAAGGAAAAGGAAUUAUAUUUAUGAAAUUUGAAAAGGCAGUGGAAGCCAUCACAGCUUUUAUACAGAUUAAUGGAAAGGUCUUGCAUAACCGGACAGUGAUCACAACAUAUCAUUCAGUUCGCGACUUUGAUGCUGGAAUAUAUUAUUAAUAAUUUAAGAAUUUUUAUUUUAGCAUAUAAUAGGGUUAAUUACAUUGUAGGAGAAUUAUUUUUAAUCAUUUAAGAACACACAAAAAUUGUUAUAGCAGCCUACGUGUUUUUAAAUAGCCAAAAUGACUUUUCCACUGUAUAAUAGUCUCAAAUCAAGUUACUUGCCAGACAAGUACAACUUCAAAACAUAUGGAAAAUUGAACAAUUACCAAGUUCCAUGAGUUAUGUGAUAAAUACUGUAAUUCUUUACUUGCUUUAUAUUUAUAUUCCUUGAAGGUUAUUUUAUCAAAAUAUCUUCAGCUUUAACAUUUAGAAAUUAACCAAGUAUUUUGUACUCUAUGAUUGUCUAUGCAGUAAAAUGAUAUGAUGGCAUCCAGCUGUAAAAACUAUACCAAAAGUAGCACGAUGUACACAAUUACAGUAUUGGCCAGUAUUUUUUCUCUGUUGUUGUGUCUGUCAGAUGUUGAAGAACUAUGACAAGUGGUGAGAAGUUAUGAGACCCGUCCAUGCCAGCAUGGAAAAAAAAGGAUAUAAAUUGAUUACUUUGAUGAUGAUGAUUGAUAUUUUAUGAUAUUUUGUCAUUUUGAAUAUUGUCGUUGACAAGUUACAACAUGUUUAGACAAGAAAAGAAUAUAGAGAUAACUUUGUUUUCGGUUUUUUACUAUAUUUAUUUUCGCUAAAUGGCAUCAAAAUAAUAUUUAUAUAUUUUGUACCAAGUAAGUUCCUAGCAAACUGAUUCACAUUCCUAGUAGCCAUUAAGCUUUAUUCAUAUAAUUAAAGCUUUCUUUCUCUAUUAAUUAUAAGUUACAGGCCUGGGGCCUAUGUAAGAAGUCCAUGUAUCGGUAUGCAUAUGAACAUAUGUAUGUAUGUAUGUAUAUAUUUGUAUGUAUAUACAUAUAUAUGUAUAUGUAUGUAUGUAUAUACAUAUAUAUGUAUGUAUAUACAUAUGUAUGUAUAUACAUAUAUGUGUAUAUACUUAUAUAUGUAUGUAUAUAUAUGUAUGUAUAUACAUAUGUAUGUAUGUAUAUACAUACAUAUGUAUGUAUACAUAUAUAUGUAUGUAUAUAUACAUGUAUGUAUAUAUACAUGUAUGUAUAUAAAUAUGUAUGUAUAUACAUAUAUAUGUAUGUAUAUACCUAUAUGUAUGUAUGUGUAUACAUAUGUAAAUAUGUAUAUACGUAUGUAAAUAUGUAUAUAUAUAUAUAUAUAUAUAUAUAUAUAUAUAUAUAUAUAUAUAUAUAUAUGUGUGUGUAUAUAUAUAUAUAUAUAUAUGUAUGUAUGUAUAUACAUAUAUGCAUGCAAACAUACAUGCAUACAUACAUACAUACAUACAUACAUAUGUACAUAUGUAUCAUGCAUGUAGUCAGUACUUAGUAUUGAUGACCCCUUUCUGCCGUAUAUUUUCCUUUAAAUAUCUCGGGAGUGUUAAAAGUAAUGCUUAUCUAUGAACUCUCACUAGGUAUUUUUGUUUGUCCAACAAUUAUUUAUAUGUUUUAUGUGUGCUAUUUUGCAACAAAAUAUAUCAGUUAUAUUUUCUUUUUUUUUGUGAUUUGGUGCUACUUCAUAGACUGUUUAAAAUACUAUGUUGGAAAUCUAUUUUUCGUAUUUUUAAAGAUUUUGGAAAAAAAAAAUGAUUCCUAUGAAUGUUGAAGGAUAUUUUACCAACAUUAUAAACCUUCAAUGUGACAUAAUGGUUUUACUGGCUUUCCAUAAACAAAUUAUAAAUUGCAUUUUUAAAAGUGUGUGAAUGUUUGUAUUUAGGAAGAGAAGUUUUCAUCUUUUUAUUUAUUUUAAUAUUUUCAAAUGACUUCCAUAAUAUUUAUGUGAUAUAUUUUGUUCAAAAGAAACUGUUAAUGCUAAAUUAUCUAUUGUCGUUUUUAAAGAAACACAUCUUAAAAUAUCAAUGCCAAACUGCACCAAAAAUUUUCUUGCUUUAAUAUGCAAAAAUUGAACUAAUAAUUUUAAUUUAAUGCAUAGUAUUUUAUGUAAAAUUUAUUGUAAAAGAUUCCUUUUUUAACACUUGUUAUUAUCUUCUGUUUUGCACCUCACCUGUCAUUUAAAAAGGAAAUUUAAAAAAACAAAAAAACAUUUCUUUUGCCCAUAUUGUUUAUACUAAUUAAUUUAUUGGAAAUAAUUGAUCUGCAAGGCAAAGAACUGUAUCUUAAACUCAGGGAAGAUUGUUAUUUUUAAAUGGAUACUAAAUUCAGUACAUUGUUUAACAGGAUACUAUUUUGACCAAAUGAUAUCAAUACUUUAUAUUUAUCUUAACUAAUAUAAUAAUGCACUAAAUAGUAACUGGGGCAAAAUUAUUUAAUUCAAGCUUUUAAAUAGUAUUUACUUUUCUUGUAUAUUUAAUUAUUUUAAUUUUCUUCGUGACCAAUAAUAUAUCAAGAAUUAUACUAAUUUUAAAAAAAAAUAUAUAAUUAUUAUGAAUUGCAUACUUAGUUGAAUUUUUUUAAUUCAUGUAUUUAAAAAUAAUUCUUUAUUUAAAAACAACCUGAAAGGUGCUAAUUCUAAUAAAAAUUUAUCUAAAGUAAUACAUAUUAUUUUAUUCAUUUGUGACAUUUCCCUCUCAGUUUCCACCAUUCCUUAUUCAUCAUACUGAACUGUUCGUCCAAGACUGUCAAAUUCACAGCCAUUAAUAUACCUUUAUUAAUUCACAUAUCAACAUCAGCAAAAUUCCAUCAACAUAUCAAUUUUUGAUUUUGUAAAAUAUUCAAAUAAAUAAUGAAAAUAAUAGACAUUUGUCAUAUUAAAAUGUUCUUUUUUAAAUUAAUUUGUUUUAUAUUAAACCAAUUUUUAAAAAAAUUUUAUUUUUUUGUUUGUUUUUGUUAAAAUAUUUUAAAUAGUCAUAUAAGUGUAGAUAUUAUACAUUGUUAACUAUUAUGCAUCUUUAAAUGAGGACAUUAAGUUAUACUUACAAUUAAAUAGUUACGUUACUCCUCAUCUCAUACCAAAGGUAUUGUUUGACAAGUUUUAUUUAUCAAAAUUUUAAAUUCUAAAGAUUUGUUCAUUUUAUGUUUUGAAUUUAUAUUGGAAAACGUUUUCUAGAUCAUUUUAUUGCUCUUAAUUUUUGUUUCAUAUGCUGGUGUCAUAGUGUUUGUUUUUCAGCCAUGCAACAGGCACAUAAAUAGAUUUAAAAGUAUAAGAUUACGUUUCCUUCUGCUCUCAUCAAUUUAUAAUAGAAGAAAUUAUUUAUCAUUAUAGUAAUUGAGUUUCAAAGAUAUGAUUACCAUAUGAAUCUUGUAUAUAUAUUUAAUAUUCAGAAUGUUAAAGGGUUUUAUAAAUAAUUUUUAAAAAGUCUUUAUUGUCUUUGAAACAACUGAUGAAAGGCAAAUACAACUAACUUCUAGUAAUUAUCAUUGCUUUUAAACAGUGAUUAUCACAAUACUAAUUAAUACACAUAAAUAUUGUAAUGAUCACUACUUGAAAGAACAUUGCCAUUUAUAACACUAAGUGGUACAGGAUAACAUACUUAAUAUAAUGAGCUAAAAAACCACUCCAUUUUUCAAUGAAAAUUAUCACUUGUAGGAAAAUAAAUUUUAUUAGCUUACUAAUAAUUCUUAUGAAGACAGCCAUGGGAGACAAUAAUCAAUUAGAAAAUUGGAUGGAGGAUUCAGUGAGUGAUUGAAUUUGAUCUUUGGCAGGUAUGGUAACAACUCUAGAUAUGUUUCAGUAUUAUUAGACCUCCUCAGCUAAAUGUACUAACCGGUACUUACCCAGAUCCACAGUUACUGAGAUUUUUAGGGUGGUGGGUGGGUAACUGUAUUAAUUAUAUUAUCUCACUUCACAUGCAGAAUCCAUCCAUAGAAAAUAUCCCCCCCCCCACUGUCAUCAUUUGUCAUUAAUAGCCUCUUAAUUAUAUUGACAUUUUCAUAGUACAUACUCCCUACCUUUCUUUUAACAGAUACAGUUUAAACUAGUCACUAACAUUCUUAAAACAGUAAUAAAUUGACAACAGUACAACUGAACUAUUUUGUUUUCAAUUUAUCUUUUCUUUAUAUGAUCUAGUUUGACAAUAAGUGGUACUAUUUGCUUCUAAUUGUUUAUCUAGAUCAAGUUGUUGAAUGUGAUUCAACAAAAUUAUUCAUUAUCUGUUCAAAUGUCAUAUUUAUUUGGCUUCUUAUUGUUUUUCUCACCCCACAUAAGAAAUUUGUUUUUCUUUUUUUCACCUUGUAACACUUUACCAACUUUUGUUUUUCUUUUUGCUAUGAUUCAAACCUAUUCCUUGCUUUUUCCCUGUUGUUUCCACAUUGCCAUUUUAUAUUGUUUAUUUUGAAAUUGUUUACAUUUUGUAUUAAGUUUUUAUUUUGUAACUAUUUUAAAAGUAGUCAUGAAAAUCAUUACUUUCAUGUUAAAUUAAAAAGCAUUUCUUCUUUAUAUGAAUAAAAUUUUUGUCCUGA